Mollisia scopiformis is the source of this 204-nucleotide messenger RNA. RefSeq lists its product as uncharacterized. The record is from RefSeq and is a predicted model, not a curated record. The transcript is spliced from 2 exons. NCBI's taxonomy places the organism in Eukaryota, Fungi, Ascomycota, Leotiomycetes, Helotiales, Mollisiaceae. The annotation marks the transcript as partial.
AUCAAGUUCAAAGACGCAGUAGGACGAAAAUUCAGCUUUCCCUUCCUAUUUUGCGCCACUUGGGGAGGCAUGGAAGAAUUAAUCAAACAAGCCUUCCUACACGUUGACCUCAUCGGACCGCACGUCUUUGAGGGCCAUUACGACUUGAUCGGACCAAACGGCGAAAUCAUACUGCCGCAGGUCUGGGAAUCGAUUAUUGAGCCG